This is a messenger RNA of Macrobrachium nipponense, 8878 nucleotides long. RefSeq lists its product as uncharacterized. Lineage: Eukaryota; Metazoa; Arthropoda; Malacostraca; Decapoda; Palaemonidae. The record is from RefSeq and is a predicted model, not a curated record. The coding region runs from base 322 to 4269 and encodes 1315 amino acids. The transcript has 9 exons.
UAGAGACAGAGUGCCGGGCACCGGUGCCCUUAAAAGGGGAUGAAGAGGGUGAUGCCCCGGUCCCGUUAACUAUAAAAGAUCAACGAAGAUUAACUAAGUUGAUACAGGAAAAGAGGCGUUAUUCUCAUCUAGGACUUUAGGAGAGCGGCAAGAUGGCGGAAACAGGAUGCCACUUCAGCGUGCUGCCUCAUCAAAUCCGUGUGAAUGUCCGUGUUGACAAUGUCUUGCAAAGUUGCAGCUCUCGCUGUUUGAAAACAGUGCUCGUCGAGAAGGGCCAACUAUUGUGUGUAAUUUCUGCGUCCCCAUGAUUCAUUCACCGAAAUGUCCGUCAGGCACAUAGAUUUCAUAAAGAUUAAACCAUCAAAGUGUCUGAUGGUUGAAAUACAACCCCUUCGAUGUUACAUUCCAACAUCAGGUGGAGUUACAAAAACAGCAAAAUGGAUGUCCUAUGAACAUUGGAAGGAGUUGCAUUUAUUACUUCGUGACGUAAUAACAUCGUAUGAAGAAUCAGAGCGAAUUGGGUCUUCCUUACAAGCUGACUGUCAUGAAACUAAAAUGAAGGAUGGUCAUCUUAUUAAAAUUGGGUAUAUGUUUAUGGUCAGAAAUACUUUCAAGUGUCACCUUAUAAGGCCAAGGGAUGGUGCCACUUGGACUGAUGAUGAUGAAGAUUAUGAUGAAGAGGAGGAAGAGGAAGGUCAAAAACCAAGAGACAGAGAUUGCAGAUAUGGAGCAUUAAUACCAUGUGAGGAAAGGCUUGUAGUAAGUGUUCAACUGAAAAAGCAGCAUUCCAUUCCUAGGAAAGAUAAGACCCAUUGCCAGGCACUGGACAGUUCAUUUGUGGUAAUAAAUACUUUUCCAGAUCACAUUCCCUCAACAGAGGCAAACUUUGUGGACUCUUCAUUGUUGUUGUUACAACAUGGACAGAAUGAUCUAAAAAGGUGGAUUCAUAAAUCCCACAUGAGACCCAAACGACUGAAAUCCAGAAUUCUUGCUCAGAAUUCAGGUUUUUAUUUUCACCAGGAAGAUUCAGUAUUGGACACUGCUUCUGAUGACUCAAGUGAUCAGAGUCAGGAACUUUUGAUUAGAAGAUUUAGCCAGGAUGCAGUGCAUUUGUGUAUGAAUACAGUUAAUCAAUACCCAUCAUAUAGAAAAAAGUAUAUUCAUGAUAACAGACACACAGAAAGUGAUCAGUCUUCUGUCCAGCAGUGUAUAAAAAAUUGCAAAAAUUUGAGUUCGGACACUUUGUGUGAGAAGUGCUUUGGUUGUAAUGUUAAAGUUGAGAAAUAUUUAGAUGAUAAUGAAAUGAAGACUGUUAACUCCAGAGUGGUAGACAGUGUUGAUGGUUCAGGAAAAAGCAAGUGUAUUUCACGUCUGAAUCUUGGUGGUAAUUGUGACAUACCAAAUAAUUAUCCAUCGUGCGGAAGAGGAAGCUCUGUAGAUUGCGCUUCAGUGUCAAAUAAUAAAGAGCUGGUAAUCAAAAGUUCUUUGCAGUGUAGUCAGAGUAAUACUUUUGUAAAUGAGUCUCUGAAGGAAGAACAUUUGAUUUCAUCCCAGAAAAAUAAUAGUGACAAUGCAAAUGAGAACCGUGGUAUUGGAAUUGUGAAAAAUAAUCUUUGUGAGACGAGAGAUUCCUCCCCGACCAAUACUACUUCUGAAGUGGUAACAAGUAUUCUAGAAAGCAUAAAAAAGGAAGAUGCUUGUGAUGGAGAUAAUAACCAUGAUGAUAAUGUAAGUGCUUUUCCAAAAAGCAGUUUUCUCAAGUCAGGUAAUAGUGAUGUGGCCAAAUCCCUUCCCAAUUUAGGUUGCUUGGAGGAUUUAAAUAAAAAUGUUCUACCUCCCAUUCAAAAAAGGGCAUCUUCACAGGGUAGAAGGAAGAAGAAUUUAGAAGAAAAACGGAAAAAAAUGCAGCAGUUGUUUGGAAAUGAGGGAUCCAUCACUGAGCAAAUAGAACCUAAGGUACUAGUAAAGGAGGAGUACCCUGAAUUAAGUUCAGGAGAAUACACACCACCACUCAAGAAAUCCUUGGCUGCAGAGAAUGUUCACUCCCCUUUUCCAGAUUACACACCUAGUCCUAUUCAUAGGACACCUGGAUCUUGUGAGAGAAAUGCUUCCAAUAUGCCAAAUGAUAUAGAACACCUUGAUAAUGAUAGGUUGCAUUGUAGCGACAGUACAUUUGGUGAAAAUAAAGGGGAGAUCUAUUGUAGGAGAAGUGAGAGACUGCAAGAUAAGAUGACUAAAGUGAUUUAUGACCUUAAUCUCAUAUAUCCAAGUGAUGAGAUGAGUGACCAAGAUAUUAAACCAGAUCCGGAUUCAAAAAAGAACACUAGCAGUGAAAAUGUAAAUGACAGUUCUCAUAAAGUUGUUGGGAAUCGUAGAAGAGCUUGUAGCAAAAGAAAAAAGCCCGUUAGCAACUGCACUGAUGUGUUAAAUAACAAUAAAGAUAAUCAAGAACACAAUUGUCAAAGUGAAGAUGAAAAUAAGUUACCACAAAAAACCACAAUUGGCAAAAGACAAAAGACAGUGGCAGAUGCAAAAAAUAAACAGGAGACCAGGCCAAGAGGAAGGCCAAAAUGUGGAAUUUUGGAAUCAGAGAAAACUCGGGAAUGCAAAAGAGUUCUACGAGAGGUUAUGUUGGAAAUAGAGGAAGCACAGAAAAGAAGGCUAGAAGAUUGCCCCUUACAAGUUGCUGUUUCUGAAACUGGUUUAUUGAAUGAUAAUGAGACUUCAAAAUGGAUAAACAAAAAUAGGAAAUCUGCAGAAUGCAAGAAAGCAGUUGAAGGUAGAAAACAAGCUACUCCAAGAAACGUCCUUGUAAAAGAGAACAUUAGCAGUGAAAAUGUAAAAAUCAGUUCUCAGAAAGUUGUUGGGAAUCGUAGAAGAGCUUGCAGAAAAAAGAAUGAGCCCAUUAGCAGUUGCACUGAUGUGUUAAAUAACAAUAAUGAUAAUCAAGAACACAAUCCUCAAAGUGAAGAGAAGUUACCACAAAAAAGUACAAUUGGCAAUAUCCGAGGCAAGGCUGUGAAUAGAAGACAAAAGACAGUGGCAGGUGCAAAAACUAAACAGGAGACCAGGCAGAACAGGCCAAGAGGAAGGCCAAAAUGUGGAAUUUUUGAAUCAGAGAAAACUCGGGAAUGCAAAAGAAUUCUACGAGAGGUUAUGAUGGAAAUAGAGGAAGCACGGAAAAGAAGGCUAGAAGAUUGCCCCUUACAAGUUGCUGUUUCUGAAACUGGCUUAUUGAAUGAUAAUGAUACUUCAGAAUUGAUAAACAAAAAUAAGAAACCUGCAGAAUGUAAAAAAGUAGUUACAAGUAGAAAACCAGCUACUCCAAAAAACUGCCAUUCAAAGAAAUUAACUGACACUAUACCAAAAGAAUGCCAAGCAGAAAAAUUAGACGAGGCUACUUCAAAAGGUGGUCAGUCAAAAAAAUGCAAUAGCACUCCUCCAAAAGUCUGCCAGUCAAAGAAAUUUACCAUCUCUGCUUUAGCAAAGAAGCAGUGCCAAAAAAAUUCAAGUGGGAAUGUUAAAAGUGCAAAAGUGUUAAAGACUUUGGAGGAAAAAAGGCCUCAAGAACACAGGAAAACUACAAAGAGAAAAUCCAACAAAACACCGAGUAUUGGCAUUUGUACUGAUACAUCAACAGCAGCAACUUCUGAUUGGAAGUCUAAAGAAAAGCAGUCAAGUUUGUCAAAUGAAGGCAUGGAAAUUGGAAAUAAAGAUAAACUCGUCUCUGUACUAGACGAAAGUAUAUCAGGCCAAGAAAGCGAUCAUCCUUCUUUUAUGUGUAUUGAGGAACCUCAGAUUGAAUCUUUUGUUGCAGGUGAAAACUCCAGAAAUUUAACGACGCCCAAUCCCCAAAUGGACCACCUCAGUAAAUGCAGGUCCAUGCUUACCAAGGUGCCCCUUUCAGAGCUCUCUGAAAGGUUAGAGCAAUCCCAUGAAUACCUGAGAGGAAUCAUAAAUGAGGAAAUUUUUAAUGAAAAACAUAAGAUUUUCAAAGAGCAGGGUAAGGCUUGUGCAAGUCUGCUAAACAUAGGGGUUUAUGCCGUAUUCCAGGAAGAGCAGUCAGAGUUCAUUAUAGAUUUGAUGCGAAAGAAAUAUUUUGAAAAGCUACAUUUAGCUAUCAAGGAUAGAUGCAUGAGAUCGCGGUAUAUUAUGAAGGUUCUCGUCCCAUGUUUCUUUAUUAAAUUAACGAUGGACCUCUUAGAUGUUGAAAACGAAAAGCAAGCAGAAGAAAAACUUAUGCAGAUAUGCAGAACCUUUGCUGACUAAUGGUUUUAUUCACAUAUUUCUUUUAAUUAACAGAGCUACUGUGAAGGUUGGAUUUAAGGAGAAUUUAUUCAGAUUUAUAUUGUUUACCUAAUAAUUUGUACAUCUUUUGAUUGUAUAUUUGUGAAUAUAAGGUACUAUUUGUUUCUUAAUAUGUUCAUAUGCUAUUAUUUUAAGGAACAAGCAGGAUAAUGCUUCUGGAUAUACGUACAGUAUUAUAAGUUGAAAAUGAAUUCCCUAGAUUUUUUUUCUGUCUCUCCGUUGAACUGCAUCAGUUUAUUGUGCUACUUUUCCAAUUACUGUGAAUAACUAACCUGUGUUCUAAAGCAUGAUCUAGGUUAAUUCACUUAGCCUUGCCAAGGUCUUAAUAAUGAAUUAGAGGACCCCUGUAUUUUGGGAGGGGGGGUUGCGUACCAGGAACCCCCCCCCCCCCCCCAACACACACACACUUAAGGACAUUUACAUAAAAAUUCUAUUGAAUACUAGUAAAGUUGAAAUUGUUUAAGGAAUUUAAUAAUAUUUAGUAAGGAAACUCAAUGGUUGAAUUUAUGAGAAACAUGCUAAACUGCUAAGUAAAGUGCCCCCCCCCCCAUCUUUAUGCUGUGGUAGGUUCCAGAGCCUACCCCGGAAAUGCAAAAAUCCCCUCUAGAAAUGCUUAUAACUGCAAUGUAACUCCCAAAUACCUUGUACCCCUGAAACUAAAAUGCUUACAACUUCCUGCAGCAAGUUCACAACAGUCCAGGGAGGUAGUGUUGCCAUAUAUUUUGCUUUAUCUGAUUCAUUGUUCUGUAUUUCAUUACAAGUUUAGUUGACUAUGAUUAUCACACUUAUUAUAACAGUACACAAGAGAGUAUUUUAUCACUGUUGAUGUUUCAUCUUUAACCCUUAAACGGCGGCGUUCGCGAGUGAGCGCCUAAGCGGAAAAAAAGUUUUUUUCAAAAAAUCACAGCACGCUUAAUUUUCAAGAUUAAGAGUUCAUUUUUGGCUCCUUUUUUUUGUCAUUGCCUGAAGUUUAGUAUGCAACCAUCAGAAAUGAAAAAAUAUCAUUAUCAUUGGAAUAUAUGACAGCACGAAAAAAAAGUCAUAUAAUUGUAUACAAAUUGCGCUGUGAGCAAAACGGUUAAAGCUAAUGUUUUAAUUAUAUUUUCGUUGUAUUGUACACUAAAUUGCAAUGAUUUUGGUAUAUAACAAAUUGUAAAACAAUCAAAGCAACACAGAGAAAAUAUUAUCACAAUAUGAUGCAUGAAUUCGUAACGAGCAGACGUAAAAAAAAAAAAAGUUGUUUUCAAAAAUUCACCAUAAAUCGAAAUAUUGUGCUAGAGACUUCCUGUUUGUUGCAAAAUGAAGGUAAUUGAUUGAAUAUUAGUAGACUGUAAGUGUUGUAGCUUACAAUUGCAGUUUUCGACCAUUUCGGUUGAGUUAAAGUUGUUUAUAUGAAAAUAUUUCAAAACUGAUAAAAACUACAAGCAUGGGUUGUUUUUGUUAUAUUCUACAUGAAAUUGCGCAUAUUUUCAUAUUAAAACUUUAUGUAACGGCUAAUAUAAAAAGGUGCAACCAUUACGACAAUCAGACGAAAAAAUUUCUGAUUUUUUCGGAAGAGUUACCGUGCGGACAUAAGGAAAAACUUUUUUUCAUAAAUUCCCCAUAAAUCGAAAUAUUGUGCUAAAGACUUCCAAUUUGUUGCAAAAUUAAGGUAAAUGAUUGAAUAUUACUAGAAUGUAACAGUUUUAGCUUACAGUUGCGUUUUUUUACCAUUUCGGUCAAGUCAAAGUUGACCGAAGGUUGAAAUUUUGGCAUUUAUCGUUAUUUAUAUGAAAAUAUUUCAAAACUGAUAAAAGCUACAAUCAUGGGUUGUUUAUUGUUGUAUUCUACAUGAAAUUGUACACAUUUUCAUAUAUAAAACUUUAUGUAACGGCUAAUAUAAAACUGUGCAAACAUUACGACGAUCGAAUAAAAAAUUUCUGAUUUUUUCGGCAGUUACCGCUGGGCGUAAGGAAAGUUUUUUUUUCAAAAAUUCACCAUAAAUCGAAAUAUUGUGCUAGAGACUUCCAAUUUCUUGCAAAAUGAAGGUAAAUGAUUGAAUAUUACUAGAAUGUAAGAGUUUUAGCUUACAAUUGUGGUUUUCGACCAUUUCGGUCGAGUCAAAGUUGAGCAAAGGUUGAAAUUUUGGCACUUAUCGUUAUUUAUAUGAAAAUAUUUCAAAACUGAUAAAAGCUACAACUAUGGGUUGUUUUUUGUUGUAUUCUACAUGAAAUUGCGCACAUUUCCAUAUUUAAUACUUUAUGUAACAGCUAACAUAAAAUGGUGCAAACAUUACGACAAUCGGACAAAAAAAUGUCUAUUUUUUCGGAAGAGUUACCGUGCGGACGUAAGGAAAAAGUUUUUUUCAAAAAUUCACCAUAAAUCGAAAUAUUGUGCUAGAGACUUCCAAUUUGUUGCAAAAUAAAGGUAAAUGAUUGAAUAUUACUAGAAUGUAAGAGUUUUAGCUUACAAUUGCGUGUUUUUACCAUUUCGGUAGAGUCAAAGUUGAGCGAAGGUUGAAAUUUUGGCACUUAUCGUUAUUUAUAUGAAAAUAUUUCAAAACUGCUAAAAGCUACAACCAUGGGUUGUUUUUUGUUGUAUUCUAAAUGAAACUGCGCAUAUUUCCAUAUAUAAAAGUUUAUGUAACGGCUAACAUAAAACGGUGCAAACAUUACGACAAUCGGACAAAAAAAUUUCUGAUUUUAUCGGAAGAGUUACCGCGCGGACGUAAGGAAAAAGUUUUUUUCAAAAAUUCACCAUAAAUCGAAAUAUUGUGCUAGAGACUUCCAAUUUGUUGUAAAAUGAAGGUAAAUGAUUGAAUGUUACUAGAAUAUAAGAGUUUUAGCUUACAAUUGCGUUUUUCGACCAUUUCGGUAGAGUCAAAGUUGAGCGAAGGUUGAUAUUUUGGCACUUAUCAUUAUUUAUAUGAAAAUAUUUCAAAACUGAUAAAAGCUACAAUCAUGGGUUGUGUUUUGUUGUAUUCUACAUGAAAUUGCACACAUUUUCAUAUAUAAAACUUUAUGUAACGGUAACAUAAAAUGGUGCAAAAAUUAUGUCAAAGUGACGAAAUCAUUUCUGAGAUGUGUCGCUGAUGCUUUUUAGUGCGAGGAGAAAGAAAUUCACGCUUGCGCGCCUGGGUAACGCUUGUAAACAAAACAACAGCUUGAUCCGUGAGCUCCCAGCAUCCCUCAAGGCGUUUGAUUGAAAAGUUUUCGCCUGGUAGGCCUAUAACUAUUUUUCCACAUUUUUUAAAAAACUAUUUUGCGUCGACGUACCAUACGUCGGUUCGGCACCCGAGAGACAAUUUUCGUCGACGUUUAAUACGUCCAAUUGGCGUUUAAGGGUUAAUCAAUAUAAAAGUAUUUAAAAUUUAUAAGUUAAAAAAUCACCUGCUAGCCAAGGAGACUUAGUCAAUAAAUCAUUUUCUUACUGAUUGUAUGACGUAGUAGUGAGUGUAAUAAUUUGUACAUAGUAUAUUGACUAGUGCUAGCUGAUAUGUACAUAUUUAUAUUGCUUUUAUUUUGUAAACUAGUUUGAUAUAUCAAUUUUUAUGCAAAUUCAAACAGAUGUUUUGAUAGACAUAGUUUGCCUGAUAUAUUAAUUUUUAUGCAAAUGUAGCCUGACUAGCAUGGACAGAUACAGGCGGUCCCCGGGUUACGACGGCUACGGCUUACGACGUUCCGAGGUUACGACGCUUUUUCUUAAAUAUUCAUUGAAAAAUCCGCCCUGGAUUACGACGCUUGUUCCGAGGUUACGACGCUGACGCUUCCGACGCUCCGAGUUAACGACACUUUUAAAAAACGUAUACUAUGAUAAGAAUCCUUUAUAGUUUAGCACAGUAUAUUAAUAAAAUAAGUUUUUGGUUAGAUUACAAGAAAAAUUUUGAGGUUAUGAUGGUUUUUGACACUUUUUAUGUCGUAUUUUUUAUUUUUUUAGUGACGCCUCAUAUGCGGAACUAGUUUCCAAGCGAAUGAAUACACUAGCUUGGGAUGCGCAAUUUAUAACAGUCCAAAAGCGCCAAUACUGAAAAAAUCAUUGCUUGUUUCCAGUAUACAUAAUUAACAAAACUAAGUUUCUGGUUAGAUUACAACGCAAAUUCCAAGGUUACGAUGGUUUUUUAUGCUUUUUAACGAUACCUCAUACGCAGAACUAGUUUCUGAGCGGAGGGCGCAUAAAUUAAUUUACGCUAUUAAACUGUAUGGUAACCAUAGUCAAGGAUAAGGAACGCAUUCUCAAACAGUAUACAUAUCCUUUAAUACAAAACAGCAAAAUAUCAUUGAAACAUUAUUUCAUUUAUACUCUACUUAGACUUGGAUAUAAAAACCAUAGUUUCUCUCUCUCUCUCUCUCUCUCUCUCUCUCUCUCUCUCUCUCUCUCUCUCUCUCUCUCUCUCUCUCUCUUUGUAUUUUCCGACGAAAAUAAUCACUAAUUAGUGUAUUUUGAUGUUUAUUUUCAUGACUAAAUACAUUUUUAUAAUACAAAAAUGAUUUACUAAUUUUCAAAUAUUAAUUUUGAUUAAUACUGUAUUAGUAAGUUUAAUAAGUUGAAAUGAUAUCACAUAAAAAUAAUAAUUCUCUCUCUCUCUCUCUCU